AAUCAAAAUAAACAAACAAAACAAAAACACCAUAACUAAGUAACAAACAUUUCUAAACAAAAUUCAGUUUCCUUAGUUUUUCCCCACCAAAAAAAUUAAAAAAAUGGCGUUGAGAAGUGCAAUUUCCAUAGGUAGAAGAGCAGGAACAAACCCAGUUUUUCUGUCAGCAACAUCUGUUUUUGGCACUUCCAAGUCCCUAACUCUUUUCCAACGUUCAAUCCCUUUUCAUGAAACUAAACAUGAUUUUAGACAUUCAAUUCGUGCAUUUCAAGGAGCAACAUUGGAUCCAAUAACACCCAAGAAAGAUGAAGAAGAAAAGAAUCAAGAUUAUGAUCAUAAUUGGAAAAUUAAAAUGUUGUAUGAUGGAGAUUGCCCACUUUGUAUGAGGGAGGUGAAUAUGUUGCGAGAGAAGAAUAAGGAGUAUGGGACUAUCAAAUUUAUUGAUAUAAGCUCGGAAAAUUACUCACCUGAAGAAAAUCAAGGCCUUGAUUACACAACUGUUAUGGGGAAAAUUCAUGCGAUUCUUGCUGAUGGAACAGUAGUAACAAAUGUUGAGGCUUUUAGGAAACUGUAUGAAGCUGUUGGUCUUGGAUGGGUUUACGCUGUUACAAAAUACGAGCCUGUUGCAACUAUAGCAGAAGCAGUUUAUGGUGUAUGGGCAAAAUAUCGUCUUCAGAUAACAGGGAGACCACCUAUGGAAGAGAUCCUUGAAUUAAGAAGACUGAAGAAGGAUGAAACUUGUAAUGACAGCAACUCUUGUAAAAUGUAAAGGCUCCAAGAGCGUCGCAACAUCUAAACAAUAGUCACCACUGGAGAUCUUUGAAGUCAGAAACAGCUCACUUUAUAUUUCAUACUUUUAUCUUUUGCAAAGGAGCUCAUUUAUACAUAAACAAGGUUCUAUCUUAUAGAUUACAAUGUAAUGUUGAGAUUCAUGUUGUACAACAGAUGUGUGAUACACAAAAUACUACUUUAUGUAUAUAAUAAGAUACAGCUAUUCUGCUUUA
Messenger RNA from Beta vulgaris subsp. vulgaris (sugar beet), 1004 nucleotides. RefSeq lists its product as hypothetical. Gene Ontology annotation, molecular function: protein-disulfide reductase activity. Lineage: Eukaryota; Viridiplantae; Streptophyta; Magnoliopsida; Caryophyllales; Amaranthaceae. The transcript is spliced from 8 exons. The coding region runs from base 104 to 769 and encodes 221 amino acids. The record is from RefSeq and is a predicted model, not a curated record.